UCCACUAGAAGAGUUUUAAAAGAAGUCGCCAUUACACAAAACGACCAUCGACGAUAUUGACGUACGCCUACUCUUCAGGCACCGUUUUUUAUCUAUUUAUUAAUAGAAAUAUCGCGAAUUAAAUAAAUUGUUUUAUUAUAACACGUUUUGAAACCGUGAACGCGGUUAUGUGUGUGGAAUUAAUUGGAAAAAUAGUUAAAACAAGUUAUGUGUGACAUUUUAAAUGUAUUUAUACAAUACAUAACCUAUAAGUCAUUCUGAAGCCGUUUUGCUUGCAGUAACAUUGAAUUAUUUGAAGAUUUAUUUUGAUAUUGUUAAAGAGUGGACCAUGCUGUAAAAUGUGAAUACCAGUUAUGCAAGAAAGCGCCCUCAUUGGGGCAGAGGUCCCUGUAACAAUCGACCAAGCUCAAUUUGAAGCUGAUAAACGAGCGGUUUACAAACAUCCUUUGUUUCCACUAUUGGCUUUGUUGCUGGAACGUUGUGAACAAGCCACACAAGGCUGCACAUCUCAGCAAUCCAAUAAUGAAGACCGAACGCCCACACCAUGUGAAGAUAGUUUUUCUAGAGAUUUACAGGCAUUUGUACAGUUGCAGCAAAGAGAGAGGAGGCCUUUACUGAUCGAUGAGCCUGAAUUAGAUGGUCUUAUGAUCAAAGCUCUACAAGUCCUCCGAAUACACUUACUAGAAUUAGAAAAAGUUCAAGAAUUAUGUCGAGAUUUUUGCAGCCGAUAUAUUGCCUGCCUACGAGGCAAAAUGCAGUCAGAAAACUUGCUACGAGCCGAUUAUAAUGGCGGAAUGGGUCCUCUUGAGCAUAACAACAACGUUGGAAGUUCAAAUUCAAAUAGUCCUACACAAUUAAAUAAUAGUCCAUCACAGUCAUUGAAUGCACCUAGUCACACUUAUACGGAAGAGAACGCGUUCAAUUAUGUUCCUACAAACUGCUCUGAUCAAAAUAAUAGAUAUGCUAAUUCAGAACCAGAUUAUAAUAAUGUUGUGCCAAAUCCAGGUGCUGCUUACAUGGAAAACUCUACCAGUCCAGCCUUACAAGCGUCAGGAUCUGAUAGUGCUGGCAUAGUUUUGGGGACUACACCUAUUGGCCAAAUUGGUGCUGGGCUUAUGCCACCAGGAGCAGACGCUUACUCAGGUCAACUGUCACCAAUGCCCAGUACAGAUGAUCAGGAGAGUGGUGGUGAGAGUGUGAGUGGAACAAGUGCCAGACGUCAAAAGCGAGGAGUUUUACCUAAGCAAGCCACUAGUGUAAUGAGAGCUUGGCUAUUCCAACACCUUGUUCAUCCUUAUCCAACAGAAGAUGAAAAGCGAAAUAUAGCUGCUCAAACAAAUUUGACACUAUUACAAGUUAAUAAUUGGUUUAUCAAUGCGAGAAGAAGAAUUUUGCAACCUAUGCUUGAAGCUACUGAUGGUCAGUCACCAAGAGCUGAUUCAGCUCAGACUUCAUCAGUUUCUCAACGCAAGAAGGCUGGUUCAGCAAAACGCUUUUGGCCUGAUAAUCUUAGUGGAAUGUUAGACCAGAGAAUAGAUCCUAGUGCUCUGAGUAGCAGUUCUGAUGAGGAAGACAGCCAGGAUAGUCUGGUUAUUGAUAGAUCUCAAAACAGUAUACCUACUGAAAAUAACCAUUGAAUUGUGGUAUGAUAAUUAUUAUUAACAUACUUGCUAGCGCCACAAAAUUUAAAAGUUCAUUUUAUAUUUAUUUCUGUUUGAGGAAUUUCAGUU
This is a messenger RNA of Ctenocephalides felis (cat flea), 1730 nucleotides long. RefSeq names its product homeobox protein PKNOX2-like. The record is from RefSeq and is a predicted model, not a curated record. Gene Ontology annotation, molecular function: DNA-binding transcription factor activity, RNA polymerase II-specific; RNA polymerase II cis-regulatory region sequence-specific DNA binding. The transcript has 11 exons. Gene Ontology annotation, biological process: regulation of transcription by RNA polymerase II. Bases 354 to 1637 code for a protein of 427 amino acids. Lineage: Eukaryota; Metazoa; Arthropoda; Insecta; Siphonaptera; Pulicidae.